This is a messenger RNA of Kuraishia capsulata CBS 1993, 2775 nucleotides long. RefSeq lists its product as uncharacterized. Bases 1 to 2775 code for a protein of 924 amino acids. The transcript has a single exon. The record is from RefSeq and is a predicted model, not a curated record. Gene Ontology annotation, molecular function: guanyl-nucleotide exchange factor activity; GTPase activator activity; protein binding. Gene Ontology annotation, cellular component: endoplasmic reticulum membrane. Lineage: Eukaryota; Fungi; Ascomycota; Pichiomycetes; Pichiales; Pichiaceae. Gene Ontology annotation, biological process: protein secretion.
AUGGUGUUGAAACAGUUCAGUUACGAUGUGGGGUAUCCUGUAUAUGGGGCCAAAUUUUUGAAUGAAGACACACUACUUAUUACGGGUGGUGGUGGAGAGGGAAACAAUGGUAUUCCGAACAAGCUGACUGCCCUGAAAGUUGACUUUUCGAGGCCAAAAGCGCUCAAGAAGUUCCGUGAGCUUUCUUUGCUUGACAACGAAGACUCGCCGAUGAGUUUGGACGCGAGCAAGGGUGUGAUAAUACUGGGUGUCAACCAGGACUCUGCUUCCAUCAAAAACGGUACGAACAAGCACUUUCGCAAAUUCAUUUAUUCGAACGAACAUCUGAAAGCGGUUGACUCGGCACAGAUUUCAGAUAGCCGGGUAAGUACAGAAUACCAGAAACUCACUGUUUUAACUCCAGAUGGUGCAAAAGCUGUUAUCGCCAUGUCGAAAGACCCUUCCACAAUAUAUGUGGUUGACACCAACGAUCUGGAUGUACAGUUUGAGAUCAAAGCAUCUGGCGAUGUGAAGGACAUUUGUAUUUCUCCCGAUGGAAAGGUAGCGUGUUACAUCACCGCAUCUACACUGGAGACUGUGUCUACCGUCACUGGAAGGACCGUUUUGAAACACGAUUCUUUCCCGGAAUUUGCGCUUGGAAAGGUGGCUUUCUUGGACAACAACACUAUACUUAUUGCAGGAGUAUUAAAACAGGGCGGUGGGGUUGUUCUUGCAGAGUUUUCCAUUCCAAAGUCUGCUGUUGUGAAAUCUAGAGUCGUUUCUAAGAAACUCAAGGGAAUAACCUCCAUGGAUGUCAGUCACGGCUUGGUGGCUUUGGCCGGUAGUGAUACCUCCAUCACAAUAGUGCGGGCUACAAGCUUGAAAAUUAUAUCCACCACAUCUCAGGUGCACAAUUUUGCCAUUACCAAGAUUACCUUUUCGUCUGAUGGUACAUACCUGGCCAGCGUGUCUGCUGCAAACACCGUAAACAUCAUCCUGAUUCCCAAGAAUUUUGCUAGUGCCAAAUCAAAGGUGUCCUCAGUUAUAGGAUUCCUUUUCUGGAGUGUACUGCUGGGCGUUUUGGCCAUGUUCGUUCAAUGGUUUAUCCAAUCUGGUAACGCCGCUGCGAUAUUCGAGAAAUCUGUCAAGCUAAUAAAGAAGACCCCUCAUGACAGCACUCCAUACUUCAAGAUCGAGCCUAUCGCUCCGAGUGAAACAUUCAUAAAGAUCUCUUCCUCAUCUGCCUAUUCAUACCGGUCUUCCUCUACGACUACGUUGAGCGAAGAGAUGUUCACGAUUUUGCCUGUUGGUGAACCAGAUGUCAAGAUUGGUAAAGACGAGCCUGAAAAGGUUGCUACAAUCCUACCAGUUGGUGAACCGGACGUCAAGAUCUCAUCCGACGAACCAGAACAACUGGCCUCUAUCCUCCCAGUGGGUCAGCCAAUCAUUCACACUAAUGCAGAAACCAAGUAUGUACCACAGCCCGACUUGUCAAGCUCCACGGAAAGUGUCCAAGAGUCGAUAUACAGAGAGCCAAUUACUAAUACUCAAUUCGAUACAGAAACUCCGCAUCUCACUGAUGACGACCUAUCUGUGGGUGAGACGAAGAGUGCACAAAGUGCUAGUUCAGCAAUAAUACCGCCAAGAGAAGCUGCCAAUGCUUCGGGUAUUGAUUCUGCUUUAGCUGAGACUGUUUACUCUGUUACAGAAUCGGUAACUGACUCUGGGUCCGAUAUUGAAACGGAGACAGAGAGAGAAGCUGAGGUGCAAGCGGAUAUUGGGAUUGAAACUGGGACCGAAGUCAAGCGUGUGACAGAGGCUGAAAACGAGUUUCAAACUGAGACAGGAACAGAGUUGGUUACGGACAUUGAUUUUGAUACAGAAACCUCUACAGACGCUUUAACGGAGACUGAUACUGAGAUUCAAACCGAAACCGAAACCGAGGUGGUAACCGAGACAGGGUCUGAAACACAAGUAGAAAUUAGCAUGGAAACUUUUACAAAGGAGUCCUCUGUUACUGGAGUCAUUUCUGAGACUGAGACUGAGUCAGUGACCGAGUCGGAAGUUGAGUCAGUAACCGAUUCUGAGGCUUCUGAGACUGAUGCUGAAUCCGAUGUUGGGUCUGUGACCGAGUCUGAGGUUUCCGAGACUGAUACUGAAUCUGGGGUUGAGCCGUCAGUGACUGCGUCUGAAGUUGAGUCUGAAGUUGAGUCAGUGACCGAGUCUGAAGUUGAGUCAUUAACCGAUUCUGAGGUUUCUGAGACUGAUGCUGAAUCCGAUGUUGAGUCUGUGACCGAGUCUGAGGUUUCCGAAACUGAUAUUGAAUCUGCCACUGACUCAAGAGUCACCGAGACUAAAGAUUCUGAGGCAGAAUUAGAAAAUUUCACUGCUGAAGAUGCCACAAAGGCCAAAUCAUCAACUGUGUCAGCUUCAACUGCUGAAGAGAUAACCUCAACAGGACCAGAGGUUGCGGUGACUCCAACCCCCGUGAAAGCUGCUGAUGGAGAGGAAGAAGAUAUAGAUGGUGAAGCAGAUGAGGAGAAUGACGAGGAUGAUGAGGACGAAACUGUCACGUUGGAGGUGACAUUGACUUCCACCCUCACUCAAACGGUUACCGAAGACCAACCUGAAACUGUGGUUACUAAGGCUUCAAAAUCUACCGCGACUGCAGAGUGGAACUCUGCUGCUACUGCUACUGCCACAGUGGUAGAGAUUUUGACAGUUUUUCAGACGAUUGUGGAAACUAUUGUGGAGACUGUUACCGCAAAGCCACUGCCAGUCCAUGAUGACUUGUAG